Messenger RNA from Macrosiphum euphorbiae (potato aphid), 294 nucleotides. Lineage: Eukaryota; Metazoa; Arthropoda; Insecta; Hemiptera; Aphididae. The record is from the annotation of a GenBank genome assembly.
AUGAAACGGCACAUUGGGAUCAAGCAUAGGCAACUCCUAAGACGACCGGUCAAAGAGAGCCUGAAUGGCAUGCGCCAAAUCUUUGGCCAGGAGUCCAGGCGCUCCGUGUCACUGGUCCCAAUGGCCGUGAUCAAGGAUCAAGUUGGUCCUUAUUGGGACGAUGUCAGGGACAGGGACACCGACAUAGUAGAUAUACGAAUUUUCCCGGUGUCAAAUUGUAGUUUUGACAUUCUGUUUUCCAACAGUGGCGUUUCGGGGAAAGUCAACCCCGAUGACGGCGUGAUGAAAAAAUAA